UUAUGUUAACGAAUCACUUGUUGGCGGAUCAUAAUUGUCUACAAAAUUGUGUUGUGGCUUGUUAGUAAAGACAAUUAUUAUAUGCAGCAUGUCGCAGUAUAGACGGCGUGUGGUCAGAAACUGUAUACAGUUAUAAUUGCCUUUCUAUAAUAUUGAUUUAAUAAUAAUUUCAACGGGUACAAAUGUACAGUUCAGUAUGUGGAGAAAUUAUGUUUUACUCUCUUUUCGGAUUGAAGAAAUUCCACAAAUUACAAAAAUUAAAUGGAUUUUAGAAUGGUUUGUUGUUUUACAAGUCCUACCAUUUUGUAUUGGAACGUUAUGUCCUAGUAAUGUUCAAAGAGAAGCAUUCUCAUGUUUUGCUGGAUAUAGUACACAAUUGUUGAAUAUGCAAAAAAGUUCCGAAACAUUAUUUACUGGUGUAGAUGUAGAACUUCUAAGAGCCUUUUGCAGUUCAUAUAUUCAGUCAAUGACAUGUGUAGAUACUUUGAAGAAAAAAUGCCCAUCCACACUGCAUGAAAAGAUAGAAGUUACAUUGUUUCAUUUUGAAGGAGCGAGAGAAGAACUUAGCGAAUUGUGUAAAGAUGAUGCCUUAUACGAAGUUUAUGCCAGACAUAUGACGUGUUUCCUGACGUCUGGAAGUUAUUCCGAACGAUGUUUUGAGGACACAAUGAACACUUCUGUUAGACUUAUGUCACGAUUUGACGACAAAUCACUACCUCAGCUAUGUAGAGAUUUUAGGAAAACUUUAAACUGUAUACAAACAAAAAUAAAGAGAAGGUGUAACGAGGAAGCAGCUGGUUUGGUUCCCAUUCUUGUUAAACCUAUGGUAAGACGGAGCAACCUCUGUGACCUUAAUCAUGAUUCACACAUUUUAAUGACGUCUUCAACGACAGCGCAGACGACAACAGAAGAUAAUGUGAUAACUGACAGUAUACAACACAGAAUAGAAGUUCGUCAUAAUUUAAGCAAGGAUGAAAGCAAUAUGAAUUCUGCUCGCGCUACAACCGUGUCAUGCACGACAAUUCUUGUGUUAAUCUGCAUAAUCUAUUGGAUUUAUGGGAAUGGAUGAAAUUUGUAAACCUUAACGUCGACAUCUAACACAGCAAAAUGUUGUCUAAAGGUAAUCGUUGGAAUAUUUCUCUGUGAUAAACACAUUCCAGUUCUUGUUGGAUUUAUGAUAGAGGUUAUUAAUGUUAACCAUCUGUGAUAUACAUGUACAAAAGACCAUUAUCUUGUGCAGACAAUAUCACGAUAAUACAGUGCUUUAAAGCAAACAUUCAGUUUGGUUCCGAAUACAAAAUAACUGGUUUAAAACAAAAUAUGGCUAAUUGAUGACCUUUAUGCCGAUUCUACGGUACCAGCGAGGGGUCAAAUUUUUAAUAAAAUAGUUCCGAUAUAGAAUUGUUGAAAAGCUGUUAAUUGUUACAUUUUUAAAAAUAAAAAUGAAAAAAGUAA
Messenger RNA from Mytilus californianus (California mussel), 1455 nucleotides. RefSeq lists its product as uncharacterized. The record is from RefSeq and is a predicted model, not a curated record. The transcript has 6 exons. The coding region runs from base 197 to 1069 and encodes 290 amino acids. NCBI's taxonomy places the organism in Eukaryota, Metazoa, Mollusca, Bivalvia, Mytilida, Mytilidae.